Molecule: messenger RNA, 2888 nt
Organism: Hippocampus zosterae (dwarf seahorse)
Lineage: Eukaryota; Metazoa; Chordata; Actinopteri; Syngnathiformes; Syngnathidae
Gene: retreg2
Product: reticulophagy regulator family member 2
Exons: 9
Coding region: 290-1996 (568 amino acids)
Source: RefSeq, a predicted model, not a curated record
CGCAACCCAAGCGUUUAACCGGAAAUGUUUGAUUGGAUCGUCGUAUUUUGUUUAUUGAUUUUGUUGUUUUUUCUCGCGUUUUGAUGAAGAAAACAAUACCGACAAGAUGUUAGCUGUCCUCAUUUUGAUUGUGUAACUCAAGACUUUAUAGUCUCGAGGGCCUGGUUAUUUAUUUUAUUUUGAAAGUCUCAGCGGCGGGAUGUAUAUCUUUGGAAUAUUUUACUUUACCAAGAUCUCGCCAUACACCCAGUGAUCGGCAAAACAACACAACAAAGUGGCGCAAAGAAACAUGGCGAGCUCCGAAGAGUCACCAAGACGCCCCUCCGUUACAUCCUCAUCGGUGGCCCUGGAGGCCCUGUUUCCCGCCGGCACGUCGGAGCACACUUGCGGCGAAGGGAACCCGGAGCUCGAGCGACUGCGGGAGCGCCUUCAAGACUGGCUGUCGCCGUACGAGCCUGAGCUGCUGUGGCUUCAGCGGCUGCUGGUGUGGGAGAGGCCGCUGUACAGCAUAUCGGUCGCGCUCACGCUAAACACGUUAUUCUGGCUCCUGUCGUACACUUCCCUGCGCCCGCUAUUCCUGUUGAGUGUGUCCCUUCUGGGGCUGAUGCUGCUGGAGAGAUGGAAGCCUAAGUUGCACACCAUGACUAUUCCACGGGUAGAGGUUUCCCCCAUUCAGAGUGAAUCGAUGAGCACAAAGCAGUGUCUGCUCAGCGUUCCUGAGCUCAGUCACCACUUGGCGGAAAGUUACUUGACGUGUUGUCUGGUCCUACACGAGACACUGCAGUACAAACGACAGAAUCACGGCAAGUUCUGUGCAAUGAUGUGCAGCGGCUGCUUGGCGCUCGCGGUUGUCGGCCAUUACGUUCCAGGAAUCAUGAUCUCUUAUAUUAUAGGUCUUAGUGUAAUUCUGUGGCCACUGGUGGUGUACCACGAACUGAUCCAAAGGAUGUACACUGGGCUGGAGCCCAUCCUCAUGAAACUGGACUACAGCAUGAAGGGAGAAACGGAGCGUCGCAAGCAUGACAAGAGGAAGGUAAAGAAGGAGGUAGAGGAAGGCGACGAGCCCAGAGCUGAAACUGAGAGUGAAAGUGAGGAGGAGCUCUCCUGUUUUGCCACAACGGUGGACGUGAGGACUACGGCCCUGGCGAUGGCCAUCACCGACUCAGAGUUGUCUGACGAGGAGGCUUCCAUAUUGGAGAGCGGCGGCUUCUCAGUUUCCAGAGCCACGACCCCCCAACUGACGGAUGUCUCGGAAGGUAAAUACCUGGAUCAACAGAGUGUACACAGCGAGCCAGAAGAGUCCUAUCUACGGGAUCUGCCCGAGUUUCCCUCCGUUGAGGAGUUUCCGUCCUUGGAACACAACCUCCUCCGCUUUCCGUUGCAAGGUGACAGAUCCCAGGCGAGCGCUCCCACAGAGGCCGAAGCAUUGAGCCCCGCCAGCCUCCUCAUCCAGCACCUUGCGUCCCCACUGCACUUUGUGAACACUCAUUUCAACGGCAACGGGAGACCGCCUAGUGGCGAGGUGGGCGUAUUGCCAGCCACAGGCGAAGGAGCAGCAGGUCAGAGAGGAGAGGGGGAGGCAGCUGCUGUUUCCCAGGGCACGCAGCGGUCACUUGAGGCCCUAAGUGAGGAGAUUGUGAGCACAGCUAUCUCCUCUGUGGUACAAAACACUUUGUCAGCGUUGCUACGCUCGAGUGAGGCCAGCGAGGAGCCUGUCCUGGCCGAGUUCCUCCCUCAUGAAUCCCCCCCAGGUGUUAUGGAGACCUCCGCCCACCCAGCAAUGGCAGUGCCAGGGCCCGACGAGGACCUGAAAACCAUAACCACAGAAUGCGUCACUGCUGAUGACAUGCACGAUGAUACACUCGUUGCUACCGAAGAAGAGGAUUUUGAGCUUCUGGACCAAAGUGAACUUGAGCAGACGGAUGAGGGGCUGGACCACAGCCCUGAAAGACUGCUGGCGGGGGGAGCCUCCAGAGCUCCACAGCAUCAACACUAGUCAUAGCUUCCCCUUUGCCCCCCACCCCCAGUCCAAUGUGUUUUGUUUUUAAUUUGUCCAUUGCAAUGACAUCAUACAAAGCAGUACAGCCAAAAGGUUUAUCAAAGCUUCAGCUGUGUGAGCAUUUUACAUCUGGCCUCAAAAGCGUACAAAUUUGCUUUGUAAGCAAAUUUCCCGGGGCGAGUCAACCUGCUGUCAGAAGCAGAUGUUCGUCCAGAUGUUGUUACAGAGAUUAGGAUUCCAAAGCAUGAGUAUGUACUCUAAAUGAUUUCAUUCAACUGUUAGAUGGUAUUAUCAGCCGAGGGUAAAUUCAAACAUUUCUUGCACCCUUUUAAUGUUUGGAGCACUGCCCAAAUUCUAAUGAGUAAAGCAGAAAAAAAUAUCUGCUUGGUUUAAUUGAGCACAUUGUGGUCAUAGUUGCGCUUUCACUUGUUGCCUGGAAACGUUAACUUUGACAAGUUUUGGGUGUUGAAAAGAAGAUUUUUACCCACACACCCACAAAUGACUUAAAGCGCUUUUCUCUGUGGUUGAUGCCUCGUCUUGACUUAAUAUUAGCGAGUGGAAUCUAUUGUUAUGCCACAUGUCAUUGCUACGGGUGAGAUUGAGUUCUUGUUGUCGUCCAUCUUUAGCAACUAACCACGACAAGUACAUUGCAUGCCAUGCAUUACACAUGUACUAACCCAUGUUCAAUUGCAAUGUUUUGAGUUGGACGUUUUUGCUUUCACCGCUCAGUAUCCAAUUCUCAGGGGGCAGGGUGUAUAAAUUGGCUUUUAGCGUUAUGUUCAUUUCCCCACCUGUCCUCGUGAACUGUAUUUGUACUAACUCCCGACUUUACCAGCCUCCCUGUGUAUAUUGCAGAAAUGAUUACAAAAAUAAAUACCUAAGGAAUUUA